CAUGAAUCCAUGCAUUUUCUGAGCUGCUUAUCCUCACAAGGGUCACGGGCUUGCUGGAGCCCAUCCCGGGAGGCGGGCUACACCCUGAACUGGUCGGCAGCCAAUCACAGGGCACAGAUGGAAAAAAAACAACAACUUUAGCACUCACAAUCACAGCUUGGGGCAAUUUAGAGUGUCCAAUUAACGCUGCAUGUUUUUGGGAUGUGGGAGGAAACCCGAGUGGCCACCUGGAGAAAAGCCACCCGGGCACAGGGAGAACAUGCAAACUCCACACUGGCGGGGCCGAGAUCGAACCCGGAUCCCCGGCACUGUGAGUCCAACGCUUUCCAUCUGAGACACCGUGCCGCCUGUAAUCUCUGUAUUGUAUGAAAUUUACACGAGCUAAAUGUGAUGGCUCAAUGAACCCACGACAUUAACGUCUUAUUUCAACAUUUCGUCCAAUAAGAGCAACAGUGGAUGUGAAAUAAGAUUUCCGGCUUGUACGUGCUGCGCCGCUGAGUCAGAAGGGGGCAGUCAUGGUCACUUUGCCAACCGUCCACCGAGGAAUUGCGACAAAGGAGAAGAUGUAACCAGCGAAGAAGAAAUAUGGUUUGUUUGGCGGAAGAAAAAAAAAAGUGCAAAAAUGGAGAAAAUGUACAGCAAAGUUGUCCAAGUCACCGUCAGAUGUCGGGAUUGCGACGAAAGAAAUGCGCCCAUCCGCGUCACCGUUGAGCUUCAGGCGAGCAAAAGUGGCGUUCACAGACGUGAUCUUGUGGUGAGAUUGACGGACGACGCCGAUCCGUACUUCCUGUUCAACCUCACCCUUUGCCAAGAGGACUUUCAAAGUUUGAAGGUCCAGCAGGGGCUCCUCAUCGAGUUCUCGUCGUUCCCGGAGAAGCUGAUUGAACUCGUUGAUCAAUGUCAAUCCGAGCAGAGUUCCGACCAUCCCAGCAAAACCAAAAAUGUCUGCAGGUUCCAGCUGCUACUGUCUCGCGAGUCGGCGUCGCCGGAUGGCCCCGCCCACCUGAGCGUGAUGGAGACCAACUCCUUCAAGCACAUCAACCACCUUUCGCUGAGGUUGGUCCCGGGCUCGGACAAGCUGGUCAAAGACUACCUGGCGCUCUGCCUGUCCUCGCUCAAGGCCGAGAAAGAAGCUCUCGAGGUGAAACUGCAGAAAACUCGAGCUGACCUCAGCACGCAGCUCAAUUACGCUCAGCAGGCGCUUUCUGAGAGGAACCAAGAGUUGGAGCGUCUGCGUUCCGAUUGGACGCUCCAGAGCGGCACGCUCACCAGCCGGCACGCCGACGAGUUGCGGUCCGAGCGGGAGAAAGCCACCGAGUUGCAGAACCGCCUGCAGCGGGAGACGCAGCAACUGCGCCAGGACCUGGAGAGCGCUCACCAGCGCGCCAGCCGGCAGAUGCAGAACCGGCUGACGGAACUGGAGACCUCCUGCAGGGAGCUGACCGACAGGAAGUACAAGAACGAGGCCGUCCUCAGGGACCUGGAGUGCAAGCUGGCGGGGGCGGAGGAGGAGUGCCAGCGCGCCAAGCAGCAGGCGGCGACCCUGAGGCGCGAGAACGCCUCUCUGGACGCGGCGCUGCGCGACAAAGAACGCGCGGCCGACCAGCUGCUAACGCGCGUGGCCGUGCUGGAGGAGCGAGUGAAAGAUGAGGAGGCGCUGCUGAGCGGAACCAAGGAAGCGCUGAAGGCCGCGCAGCAGCAGAAGGAAUCCGUUCAGGAGAAAGCUCAGAGCAGAGAGGCUCAGCUGCGGAACCUCGAAGCCCAAGGCAAGAUUUUGUCUGAAGAUGUCAAAAAGGGCAACGAGAUCAUCAUGAAGUUUCAGCGCGAGCUGCAAGUUCAGCUGGACAAGCUGAAGGUUCGAGACCUGGCGCUGCUGGCCCAGGAGAAGGAACUGGAGCGGGCCCGCAAAGAAGCGCGAGACGCUCGCCGGCAGCUCGGCGCCAAGGACCGGCAGAUCGUGGAGCUGAAGGAGAAGCUGGACUCGAGCGUGCGGAAGCUGACUGAAACCAAGGAAGUGUUACAGAAAAACGAGAACGUCAUUGUGUGGCUGAACAAGCAGCUGAACGAGAAGCAACUUGCGGAGAAGAUCGCGGAGCCUCUGGAGAACACGGCGGCGGCGCUGACGCCGGCGGGACCCCGAGCACACUUUUACCCUCACGUGACAAAAGCUGCUGUGACGCCUGACAUCAUUCACAAGUACGGAAUGAACGACUCUGCCGGUCUGGACGCCAAAUACUUUAAGAGGAGAGACGACAGCGUCGCCGUUUACGCUCUUCCGGACGCGCUCGUCCCCCGAGAGCCCCCACCUCAGUACCCCAAAGCGCCUGUGGCGUCAGCGUACUUCACCAAUUAAACACACGCACCUACUUUUUAUUUGCACAUCCCACAGGUUGGCUUGUCUCUUGUUGUUUGUACUUGUCUUGGAUUCUUUAAUAAAUCAACUUCCCGUGGUUGUUAUGGUUCCACUUAUGAUGCCUUUUACUGGGCUCAUCAAGCGAAUGAGCAGCGGGGAUAAACUCAGUCGCAUUGGGAAAAAGCCGUUUUGUCGCUUUUUUAAACUGCGACCGCUCGUUCAGAGUUCGUUGGUCACCUUCGCUGUUGCUGA
Molecule: messenger RNA, 2605 nt
Organism: Syngnathoides biaculeatus (alligator pipefish)
Lineage: Eukaryota; Metazoa; Chordata; Actinopteri; Syngnathiformes; Syngnathidae
Product: spindle assembly abnormal protein 6 homolog
Exons: 16
Coding region: 623-2353 (576 amino acids)
Biological process (GO): centriole replication
Cellular component (GO): centriole; centrosome
Source: RefSeq, a predicted model, not a curated record